Capsaspora owczarzaki ATCC 30864 is the source of this 1263-nucleotide messenger RNA. RefSeq lists its product as hypothetical. NCBI's taxonomy places the organism in Eukaryota, Filasterea, Ministeriida, Capsasporidae. The record is from RefSeq and is a predicted model, not a curated record. Gene Ontology annotation, molecular function: protein binding. The transcript has 10 exons. The coding region runs from base 1 to 1263 and encodes 420 amino acids.
AUGACUGCACAACAGCGCCAGUUGUAUCUCAAAGUCAGGGACCAGGGUCGCUUCUGCAGUGCGAUGGACGAUCAGAUUGGCGCUGCUGAAGCGCAAGUGAUUGCUGAAGCGCUCAAGGUGAGCAAGACGAUGGCUGAUCUCGCGGUUGGCGAUGCUGGAGCGCAGGCGAUUGCUGAGGCACUCAAAGUGGGCACGACGCUGAUCCGGCUCAGUCUGCACCGGAAUCUGAUUGGCGAAGUGGGUGCGAAGGCAAUUGCCGAGGCACUCAAGGUGAACAAGACGCUGGAAUAUCUCGAUCUGAGUAGCAAUCAGAUUGGCGAUGCUGGAGCGCAGGCGAUCGCCGAAGCACUCAAAGUGAACACGACGGUGACUUAUCUUGAUCUGCACAACAAUCAGAUAGGCGAUGCCGGAGCGAAGGCAAUUGCUGAGCCACUCAAGGGGAACAAGACGCUGACCGAGCUCAAUUUUGAGCGGAACUGGAUUGGCAAUGCUGGAGCGAAGGCGUUGGCUCGGGCGCUCGAAGUGAACACAAAUGUGAUUACGCUCGUUUUGGACAUGAAUCGGAUUGGCGAUGCUGGAGCAAUUGCGUUUGCUCGAGCGAUCACCCAAAAUAUCACAUUGAGACACCUCGACCUACUUUUUAAUUGCAUGGGCAUUGCUGGUAUUCAAAUGAUCGACAGGGCAUUUCUUUCAGUCACCGGGUCGGCAUAUCCUACCCUCAGCAACCAGUUUCACCCUCUUGCAUUCUCCAUACAUCCACGAUUAGCAACCGCCGACGAUGUUCAGACAGUACUUUGCUUGCUGACCAGCAGACAAGAGCUGGAGGAUCAAUCAGCAGCGCUACCAGCACUACCAGCCGAGAUUGCUGAACUCAUUAUGAACGAGGCGCAGUACUGGCAAGGCGUGCAGGGCAUCAAACGAGAACAGGUGUUGCCGCAUUUGCAGGAUCUGCAUGUUACAGUGCCUCGGGGCAGCAACGGAAGUUCGAUCCGCGUGAAAGCAAUUCAAGUGGUUCGUAACUGGCCGGGCUGUUUCGAUGCCACAACUAAUCCCGUUGUCGAUUUGAUUGUCCGAGAUGAGCAAGGUGCUGUUCGGUACAAGCGUACUGUGAAACCAGCUGUCAUCGGUUACGACAUUCAGGUUGUGAUGGUCCUGCCAGCGACCAUCCUUCGACAAAUGCGCGAGGGGUGGGGAGUUCAAGUUCAACCCUCCAUAUCUCAAGCCGAGGUGGUGCUGGAAUCGCUCUACUAUCCCGAUCAUUAA